AUGUUGUCCUUCAAACGGGCCCUCAUUUUCGCCGUCUUCUUCCUGACAGCCUUCGUAAUACUGCGACGAUCCCACGGCACCACGUCCGACGACGAGCAAAUAAUACCUGUUCCUGCCAGAAAAGACUCGGAUGCUUCACCGCACAAGAACCCCAAGGGUAGUGGCGCGUCUUCCUCCCUCGAUCGCGCCUCCGCCGCGGCCCAGCAAGACAUCGACCAUGUCCCCGCCCAGAAAGCGCUGAAAGACACUUCCAAGAUGUCCUUGUACGACAAGCUGGCCUAUCAAUACCCUUACGACCUCGAGAGCAAGUUCCCGGCAUACAUAUGGCAGACGUGGAAGUGGACACCUGCCAACAAGGAAUUCAGGUUUCGCGAGCAAGAGGCUUCGUGGACAGAGCACCAUCCAGGCUUCGUCCAUGAGGUCAUCACCGAUCAGGCCGCGCCGCAUCUCCUGCGUGUGCUGUACGCCGCCGUGCCCGAGGUUUUGGAAGCAUACCACGCGCUGCCAAAACCGGUUCUCAAGGCUGAUUUCUUCCGCUACUUGAUCUUGUUCGCAAGAGGAGGCAUUUACUCAGACAUCGACACAAGCGCCCUGAAAAGUGCCCUCGAUUGGAUACCAGACUCGGUGCCCAAAAAAAGCAUUGGUUUGGUCGUUGGAAUCGAGGCCGACCCCGAUCGCCCCGACUGGGCAGACUGGUACAGCAGGCGCAUACAGUUUUGUCAGUGGACUAUUCAGUCCAAGCCGGGCCAUCCAGUGCUACGGGAUCUCAUCACGAAAAUCACCAAGGAGACGCUCAAGAGGAAGGAAGAGGGUGUGUUCAUUUCCAAGGAGAAGAGUAUCGUUGAGUUCACUGGGCCGGCUAUUUGGACCGACACGAUAUUCGACUAUUUCAACGACGGUCGCUUCUUCGACAUGAGCCAUAGCAUGGGCAACAUUUCGUGGGCAAACUUCACCGGCAUGGAGACACCAAAGAGGGUAGGCGACGUUGUGGUUCUUCCAAUUACGAGCUUCUCCCCGGGUGUGCAACAGAUGGGCGCCAAGGACAUUAAUGAUCCCAUGGCUUUUGUCCAUCACAAAUUCGAAGGAACUUGGAAGCCUGAAAAUGAACGCCAUAUCGGCGAAAGCUAG
Molecule: messenger RNA, 1128 nt
Organism: Truncatella angustata
Lineage: Eukaryota; Fungi; Ascomycota; Sordariomycetes; Amphisphaeriales; Sporocadaceae
Product: glycosyltransferase family 32 protein
Exons: 2
Coding region: 1-1128 (375 amino acids)
Biological process (GO): protein N-linked glycosylation
Cellular component (GO): mannan polymerase complex
Molecular function (GO): alpha-1,6-mannosyltransferase activity
Source: RefSeq, a predicted model, not a curated record